Messenger RNA from Contarinia nasturtii (swede midge), 1979 nucleotides. Its product is annotated as inhibitor of nuclear factor kappa-B kinase subunit epsilon-like. Gene Ontology annotation, biological process: peptidyl-serine phosphorylation. The transcript is spliced from 8 exons. The coding region runs from base 33 to 1082 and encodes 349 amino acids. Gene Ontology annotation, cellular component: cytoplasm. Lineage: Eukaryota; Metazoa; Arthropoda; Insecta; Diptera; Cecidomyiidae. The record is from RefSeq and is a predicted model, not a curated record. Gene Ontology annotation, molecular function: ATP binding; protein serine/threonine kinase activity.
UGAGUUAUUGUUUUGUUGGUUACAAGUAAACCAUGCAGAGCACAGAGAAUUUUGAAUGGCAGUUGAGAGAUUUGUUGGGAAAUGGCUCCUUCGGUUAUGUAUAUAAAGGAAGAUCAAAGACAAAUACUCACACAAACGUUGCCAUUAAAUCAUUCAGAUUUACAACAAAGUUCUAUCGGAAUCGAGAGGCGAACACACUGAAACGCGCAAAUCAUGUAAAUGUGGUGAAAUACAUCGCAAUGGAAAACAAUCUAUUCACAUCUGAACAACAUCUGAUCAUGGAAUACUGUUCCGAAGGGGACUUACAGUCUUUUAUUGAAUCGAACCAAAAUGGUUUGUCUUCAAGUGAAUUUCACCAGUUCUUCCGCAACUUCUUGGAUGGUUUGAAGCACUUAAAUGAAAAUCAUAUCGUUCACCGUGAUAUAAAACCAUCGAACAUACUAAUUGAUGUAAAUCACGGACAGAGAAUCUACAAACUUGCAGAUUUUGGUGCAGCACGAAUACUGAAACCAAAUGAAAGAUAUGGGUCUUUGUAUGGCACCGCAGAAUAUUUACACCCGGAUAUUUUCGAGCAUAUGUAUCGAACAUAUGACGGACGCCCAACCAAACAAGAUUUUGGUGAACUUCACGAGCUUUGGUCAAUUGGAGUUACCUUAUACGAGACCGUAACAGGCUUGCUUCCAUUUAAUCCAAAAGAUGGUCGUAAGAAUCCAAAAAUGUUGUACAAAAUGACAAAAGAGAAAGAACGUGGACAGAUCUCAGCGAUAGAGACACAAAAUGGGAAUAUCGAAUGGUCAUCAAAAUUGCCUGAUACCUGUGCCCUUAACGAACCAUUGAAGAAAAAAAUUACGACACUUUUGGCCGGUUUGAUUGAAUCGGAUGAAGAGAAUAUGUGGUCGAAAGCAAAAUUGUUCUUUGAAGCGGACAAAAGGUUGCCACCACUACGUCGAACUUUUAAUAAAUCCGGAAUAUCGCGCAGAGAGGCACGAAAAAAAUUGUCAAAAUCGACACAUUUGUAUCGUCGAGAAAAAUCAAAGUAUAAACGAUUCCAGCGAGAAUUUUCGCUUGUUCCAGAAAAUUGAACGAAUUUUCUUCGAAAUGCCUUCACAAACCAGAUCAACAACAAGAAAACAUGAACAAAUGAUGCAAUUUUGUCCACCUCAUCGCUUCAAUUUUUUAAUUGAUCAACAUGACACAAUUAAAGUCACACGUUCCUUAACAAAGGCUCUCAAAAUAAUUGGAUUGAAUGUACUGACAAAACAAGAAUUACCACAAAAAAUACGAGUUCGUCGAGUAACCUGCCCAGCAUUUACACCAAAGCCAAAAAAACGUUCAACACGCUUGCAAACGCUACCAGAUUACAAAACCACACAGACAAGUGUCGCACAUUCAAAUAAAAUGAAAUGGUGUGUUUGCCGCCGUGAAUCCUUUGGCAAUAUGAUUUUCUGCGAAAAUCCACAAUGUACUAUCAAAUGGUUUCAUAUGGACUGUAUGAAAGUAACAACCAUUCCAGAAGGUGAUUGGUUUUGCCAAAAUUGUCUCUUCUUUCGGACUUAAUUGAACUUCUGCUUGGUUGCCAAUCGAUUUCGAUAAACUUAUAAUUAAGAAAAACACCACAAUCGUUACGAAUAGAAAAAGAAGCAGUUGCUUCUCAAAAACAGUUUCAUACCUAUUUGUUAAAAGUUUUUAUAAGAAAUAAGUCAGAUCACUUUGAAAAGAGUGAAGAAUUGCAUCUACACGUUUUAUUGAAAAUGAAUGUUAAUGUGUAUCACAUAUUAUAUAAGUAUUAGUGAAAAUAUGCAUAAGAUGUUCUGAAUAGUUGAAUAUCAAAUAGAAUAAGAACCAGAGCUCAAUCGAUCUCAAUAUACAUUUAAGAAAGCAAGAGGAUUUUUUAAAAAGCAUUUGUUCAAGUUUUCAAAUAACUAAAAUAUUGUAGAUGGUUUUGAAAAGAAUACAAUAAAAACGCUCAACAGAGCAAA